AUGAAAAUAUUUUCAACAUCUUUGCAAAGAAUUCUUUGGAGGAGCUGCGAGCAGAAGCGGCCGCUCAGCUGCAGCGAGCUCAGAAGCAGCUCGAGCGAGCUGCCUGGUCGAGCUCUUUGCACAGUAGCUGCAGAGCUCGAGCUACUCGUGCAGCGGCUCGAGAUGCUUUGCAAAGUACUCGCACGAGCAGCUCGAGCGAGCCGCGCCCAGCUACACGAGCAGCUCGAGCGAGCCGCCGCCGAGCAGCUCGAGGUGCCGCAGCCGCACGCCGAGGUGCCGCUCGAGCCAAGAGCCGUCGUCGCUCGAGAGCUCGAGCCGCCGCAGCCGUGUAGCUCAAGCGAGCUGGGCGAGCAAAGAAAUUUGCGGCUCGACUCCAAAGCUGCAGCGGCUCGAGCUACGGCUCGCUCGAGCUGCGAUAAGCUCGCAGCUCUCGCUCCAGCUCGAGCGAGCUCACGGCAACUCGAGCUCAUAGCAGAUCGAGCCGCUGCAGCUCGAGCUCGAGCGAGCUCGCAGCAGAUCGAGCUGCAGCACGAGCUCGCAGCAGCUCGGGAGGCAGCACUGAGCUCGAGCUCGAGCGAGCUCGCACCACCGGAGCUCGCAGCAGAUCGAGUUGCGACUGGAGCUCGCAGCAGAUCGAGCCUGCGGCUCGAGCUCGCAAGAACUCGAGGCGGCGAGUGGAGCUCGAGCUCGAGCGAGCUCGCACUAACCGGAGCUCGAGCUCGAGCAAGCUCGCACCCGGCUCGAGCGAGCGAAGGGCGAGCUCGACGAGCUGCGGCUCGAGCGAGCGUUGCUCCCCUUCGGCGCGGCAGAUCCGGGCGAGCAACGCCGCUUGAGGACGGCUCGCCGCGCCGAAGGGGGAGCAAGUGCCGACCGGAGAAGGAGCGCCAAAGGGGAGCGACGCGACCGGAGGAGGAGGGCCGAACGGGAAGCGACACCGACCGGGAGGAGGAGGGCCGAACAGGAGCAACGCCAACCGGAAACGCACAGAGUCGCCGGAGUGAGGAGUCGCGGAGAGUCAGCCGAGUGGGAGCCGCCGGAGAGAUGGGGAGACGCCGGAAAAGGAAGAACGAAGCUUCGGCCGAUGAGAGGAGCGACGAGCACGCACGAAGGAGAAGAACCUCAAUCAGAGAGACUCAAAUGAUUAUGCCUCUAUCAGUAGAUGAACUAAUAGGCACACUUCAGUCAUACGAAGUGGAGCAGAUCAAUGAUGAGGAAGAUCCAAAAGAUUCGGAAGAGGAUAUGGAUGAUGAAGAACUAGCCCUUAUGAUAAAGAAAUUCAUAAGACUGAACAGAAAAGGUAGAAGGUUCAAUUGGAAGAAGCAAGGCUUGCAAAAUUUCCAGAAGAAACCUAUAGAAGAAGCUGAAACUAAUAGAGAUGUUUUUGUUUAA
This is a messenger RNA of Eucalyptus grandis, 1389 nucleotides long. RefSeq lists its product as uncharacterized. The coding region runs from base 1 to 1389 and encodes 462 amino acids. Lineage: Eukaryota; Viridiplantae; Streptophyta; Magnoliopsida; Myrtales; Myrtaceae. The record is from RefSeq and is a predicted model, not a curated record. The transcript has 4 exons.